Molecule: messenger RNA, 2292 nt
Organism: Lytechinus variegatus (green sea urchin)
Lineage: Eukaryota; Metazoa; Echinodermata; Echinoidea; Temnopleuroida; Toxopneustidae
Product: spliceosome-associated protein CWC27 homolog
Exons: 11
Coding region: 117-1658 (513 amino acids)
Biological process (GO): protein folding; protein peptidyl-prolyl isomerization
Cellular component (GO): catalytic step 2 spliceosome
Molecular function (GO): peptidyl-prolyl cis-trans isomerase activity
Source: RefSeq, a predicted model, not a curated record
UUCUAUCGAAAGUCGAAUUCUUCAGUUACCUUAAUAGAGCCUGAACUGCGGCUGGUGCUAAAAAUGGAAAAGUAAAACCUGAAUUUGACAAAACAAUUCAUUAGUUUGACAUCAUAAUGAGUAAUAUAUACAUCCAAGAGCCACCAACCAAUGGGAAGGUUCUCCUCAAGACAUCAUGUGGAGAGUUAGACAUAGAGCUGUGGUCCAAAGAGGCACCCAAGGCAUGCAGGAACUUUGUCCAGCUCUGCAUGGAAGGCUACUACGAUGGCACCAUCUUCCAUCGCAUCAUCAGGAACUUCAUGGCGCAAGGAGGGGACCCCACAGGAACGGGUGAAGGGGGAGAGUCCAUCUACGGCCAUCCAUUCAGGGAUGAAUUUCACUCCAGAUUAAGAUUUGUGAGGAGAGGUCUUGUUGCCAUGGCAAAUGCUGGACCACAUGACAAUGGUAGUCAAUUUUUCAUCACUCUUGGUCCUUGUGUGCAUCUCCAAGGAAAACACACCAUAUUUGGAAAGAUUGCAGGCAAUACGAUAUACAAUGCAGUGAAGCUUGGUGAAGUGGACAUUGGAGCGGACGAUAGACCGGUUUAUCCUCCCAAGAUAAAAGCCACUCAGGUCCUUGCUAAUCCAUUUGAUGACAUCAUACCCCGGCAGCUGAAGAAGAGACAUGAGAAGGAAGAAAAGAAGUCAAAAAGCAAAUCGAAGGCCACAAAAAACUUCAGCCUUCUUUCGUUCGGGGAAGAGGCAGAAGAGGAUGAAGAGGAAACCGUGGUAGCCAGUCAAUCGAUGAAGAACAAAAGCAAGAGCAUGCAUGACUUGGUGAAGGAUCCCAAUCUGAGCUCAGUCCCAGCAGUCGAGAUAGAAAGAGAAGAGAAAUCAUCUCCAGAGGAGAGAUUGCAUCCCAAGCAUCUAGAAUCCGAUGAUGAAGGUGAUGAAGAGGAGGAGGAGGAGAGAGAAGAGCAUGAGAGAAGGAGACGGGAUAAGAAGAAAGAAGCAAAUGACAAGAAGAAGGAAAUGACUGACAAGAUUCGCUCGAAACUCACAAAGGAGAAAAAGAAGCCGGAGGAUAUGGUCAAGGAGCCGCCGACAGAGGAGAAACCAUUAUCAAGAAAGGAAGAACUGCAAGAAGAAUCAAGAAAGCUGAAGGAAGAGUUACGAGAUAGUAGAAAAAGAAAACAAAAGCAGGAAUCCAAUCAAGAACAGGCUGAAAUAAAGAGAGAUGAACCAAAGAAAGAUGAAAUGUCAGGCAAGGGAGAUGAACUGGAUGAGUUUCAUGCCCAGAAGAAAAAGUUCAAAGCGAUGAGAAAGUCGAUGGCCAAGAAGGGCUCUAGUAGGGAAGAACAGACAUUGGCAUUGUUGGCCAAGUUCCAGAACAAACUGCAUUCAGCCAUCUUGAGUAAGAAACCGGAACCAGAGAAGGAAGAAGAAGAAGAGAAGGAGGAAGGAGAAUACAGGGAAGGGGAAGAAGAGAUGAAGGAGGAAGGAGAGGAAGAGGAAGGAGAUGAUUGGUUGGUCCACAGUCUGCAGUUUGAUUCGCAUGAAAACAAGGUGAAAGACGCCAACGUCAAGGACUCUGAUACCUUCACCAUCUUUGAUCCAAGAAACCCGAUGAACAAACGAAGGAGAGAGGAUAGUAAACAGAAGAAGAAAGACAGAAGAUGAUAGUGAAAAGGAGAUACAGGAGUGGUAUCACAUCAUGUCUUUGUUGCAAUAUUCAGCAAAGAUGAUAAUUCAUUCAUAUGCAUGAAAACAAGGUGAAAGACGCCAAGGUCAAGGACUCCGAUACGUUCACCAUCUUUUAUCCCAGCAAACCUAAUGAGAGAAGGUCAAAUGAUAGUAAGGAGAAAGACAGGAGAUGAUAAGGAAAAGAAGAAACUAGAGUGGAAAAACUUUCAAGUUGCUUCUCGUCCUACAUUUGCAUGAAGAUUCAAAGAAUAUCCUGAAACUUCUGUCAUCUUUGAUUAAAGGAACCCAUGAAAUCAAAUGAAUAGAGAAGAUAUUAAGCAGAGAAAGAGAAGUUGAUAGUAAAAAAAAUGAAUUGAAGAUUAAAUUAACUAUCAAGAUAUUUUGUAUCAUGCAUUUGCUGCAACCAUUCAUGAAAUACGCUGAAACAUUUCAUCAUAUUUGAUCGAAGGAGAGAUAGAAGUAUAGGGUGAUAAUAGAAAGAGGAUAUGAAGGUUGAAGAAACAAUCCAGUUGUUUCACACUAGGUGGUUUCAGACCGCCUCAAAGUUCGUCAGUUCCAGGUAUUUUCUGAUCGGGAAAUCUGCCCCGAUCAGAAAAUACCAGGUAAUAUU